AUGUCACGAAACACGCAGAGCGAAGCGACUCGAAAGCGCAAGAGGACUCGUACUGGAGACGAAGUCGUCGUCGCCGUCGAAAUACCCAACACUCCAUACCAGCAAACCCCGACCCGAGCUACCCUCAGCCCCAGCCCUUCGACUCCCUCCCCGCUGCGAACUAUUCGCAACGGCUCAUCGUCGCCACCUCCCUCACCCAUUUCUUCGUUCCUCCAAAACAAUACCGAGUCUACGAAGACUACAGGAGUCCCCACCAAGAAGCAGUACCAUCCUGUCCCAACGGACUUCCCCCGGGGUCCCGAUCUAGCUCUCACUGUUAACCAGCUUCGGCAAGCCUUCUACUUCUCGCCCGAAGACCGACACGACAUCGACCCAGAAGGAAAGAUCUGGCACCGCAAUCACGGUGCCAUCCUUCGACGCAAGUGGGAUGAACAUAUCUUCGAGAGAUCGAGUGAGGUGGACCCCGAGCUCGAGGGAACACCAUAUGGCUUGCCGGUGUGGGUGAUGCGGAGCAAUCUGGGUGCCAACUGGAUUGAUCGCGCGAUGGAAUUCGAAAACCCAAUGGAGUCGGAUCCUGAGAGCUCGCUUGCCCCAGACGACUCUUUUGAGUCGUUGCUCCUUGCUCCGAGUGGCUCUGCCCCAACGGAGACUCAGAAGAUGUUCCGUAGCGUCCCAGCCGACUUUCCUCGCGGCCACAACUUGGAACUCACGCCCGAUGAAUUGCGCAAGGAAUCUACUUAG
Messenger RNA from Penicillium argentinense, 741 nucleotides. RefSeq lists its product as uncharacterized. Bases 1 to 741 code for a protein of 246 amino acids. The record is from RefSeq and is a predicted model, not a curated record. NCBI's taxonomy places the organism in Eukaryota, Fungi, Ascomycota, Eurotiomycetes, Eurotiales, Aspergillaceae. The transcript has a single exon.